Messenger RNA from Macrosteles quadrilineatus (aster leafhopper), 6523 nucleotides. Its product is annotated as xyloside xylosyltransferase 1. Bases 109 to 1197 code for a protein of 362 amino acids. The record is from RefSeq and is a predicted model, not a curated record. Gene Ontology annotation, molecular function: UDP-xylosyltransferase activity. NCBI's taxonomy places the organism in Eukaryota, Metazoa, Arthropoda, Insecta, Hemiptera, Cicadellidae. The transcript has 4 exons.
ACACUAACAAUGGGGGUCUAGGUCUAGGUGUAAUUUGGUAGUUUUGUGAAAAUAACUAUCCUGGGAUAAUUUUGUGCAAUAAUGUGAUUACAUUUUAGAUAUUUACGUAUGUUUUAUAAGAUAUUAUUAAAUUUAUUGCUAUUAGUUACCUUUCUUCUAAUACUUUAUGUUAUUCAAACGAACAAACAAAUUGAUGUGUUUCACAAGUCUUACAAUGAAGAAAAUGCUGAGAUCCUCAAUGUUUCAACCUCCGUGAGCUCCGUUUUAUUUGCAACAACUAGGGUGAAAAAUGUUUCGGUUAUUGAUCAGUACUUUAACAUUUGGUGUAUAUUUACUAAAGUCAAAAAUAGAAGUUCAUCAUUAAAAUACAAGUUUAGCACACUUAUAACCUCAGUCCUACAACACUCCAGUGUCAAGCUCUCGUUUCACAUUAUAUCUGAUGCUAAAAGUAAAUAUUUUGCCCAGAUUUUGUUUGAUGACAUUCGCAUUUCUUCAAAAGUCCAUGUCGAUUUUAAGGUGAGAUUUUACGAUGUGAGAAACAUAACCUUGCAGUUGUCCAAGUUGACCUCAUCCAUGUUGCCUUACUUUACAUCCCAGCCAGGAUCCUACUACAGUGAUGCUUUAUUCUUCAUAUCUUUAGGCCUUCAUCAAGUGGCCCCUGAAUCCCAAAACAGAGCAAUCAUGUUAGAUGUCGACACAAAAGUUGUCGCUGAUAUAGCACUUCUCUUUCAUGAGUUUAACAGGUUCGGGAAGAGAGCAGUGUUGGGUAUUGCUCCGGAGUUGUCACCGGUCUAUCACCACAUUCUGUACUUGUAUCGCAACCACCACAAGCAUUCUCGCCUUGGAGCCCCUCUUUCAACCGGCGGCUUCCCCGGGGUCAACAGCGGUGUCUUGCUACUUGACUUCCAACGUCUUCGCUUGUCUGAUGAGUACAACCAGCUGCUGAACCCGGACGCAGUCAAACAGAUGGUGGAUAAGUACAGCUUCAAGGGUCAUCUUGGAGAUCAAGACUUUUACACUCUGGUAGGGUUUGAGCGCCCCCAUCUGCUACACCAACUGUCGUGUGGGUGGAACCAUCAGUUGUGCGAGUGGUGGCGAGACCACGGCUACCGGGAUGUAUUCGACAACUUCUCCCAUUGCAGUGAACCUACCCUACUGUACCACGGUAACUGCAACACACCUAUUCCGCAGGACUAAUGUCCCUCUAUUCCACGUUCACCUUGCACUACGUUUUGUCUAAUAGCCAUGUAUUUUAAUUUCGUAUAGACGCUAUCUACGUACAUGUUACCGCUUAUCUUCCGGUGUACAGAUAGUUUUCUCUUGUCUUAAGUAAGCUAGGUACUAUCAGGAAAGAAUGUCUGUUGUUUGAAUCUUUUAAAUUUUUACUUUCUAUUGUAAAAUUUAGGUUCAAAGUAGAUGAACGAUUAUUAGUUUGAAUCACUAAGCAGGUGAUUUCAUUAAAGAGUAAAUUUAGGUUUUAUCUUUACAUUAUAACUUAUAUGGUUCUCCAAAAAGUUGUAUAGUAUCUUUAAACAAUCUUUUCCUCAUCAGUAUUUUGUGAACAAAUUUGUAAAAGCCAUAAGGACUAUAUAUUUAUUUCUCAAAUGAUUCUGUCUUUGACCUACAUCUAGUUAUGUUUGCUGUGUUAGAUUAUAGUAGCCUACCAAGCCUGUUUAUUUUAAUGUUAAAGUCUAAAGUCUACAUAUUGACAAAGAUAGGCCUACCGUAGUAAUUCAUUUACAAUAGUUUUACAUGUUAAAUAUCUUAAAGUGCUUCUAAACUUUGUUUUAUCUAAUUGUAUGUAACAAAAUGUGAUACAUCUAUGUUAAUUAUCUUUAAACAUUCCUAAAUCAUACUGGUACAAAUCUUUUCUUGCCAUAUGUUACGAUUUGUGUUGUGGUAUAGCUUAUUUGUGUAUAUUUGUUUGAUUGAAAAAUAUUGUUUUGUCAUUCGGUACUGCAGCAAAAACAGCUGUUUUUAAUACAUGUCUUACGGGUCUAAAGUAACUCUUUUACUUCCUAGGGAGUAGGCCUAAUUAGCUUCUUUUUAGUCGUCCCUAGGGAGUAAAAGUCAGAUGAAAACUUUGAUUGUAAUCAACCGCUUAUUUCAACAUUAUGUCUAGAUUGAUUCUAUUGGUUGCAGCUUAUUUUUGCAUUCUUGUCAAUAGUUCAAAAUUGAUAGUAUAAAUACAGUAGAACCUCGCUAAUCUGUCACCUACGGGACCAGUAGCAUGGUCGGAACAGCAAAAAGGUCCUAUUUUCAGAGGAACCUUUUUAUUGACAUAAAAACGUAGUAAAACUGUAUUUUGAACAGACCACGGCUAACUGAUAACCACGGUUAAUCCAACAUGACAUAAACAGUUAUUUCCAACUAAAAAAAAAACGCCUAAAUACUAACAAACUGUACUGAGCGGGAGCGGGGCGAUAGCGGGCCCGCCGCUGUAAAAACUUUGUCAAAAUUGUGCAAGCGAUAGCGGUAGCCCUUGGUCAACGGAGAAUGGAAGGGAGACACAGUAUUGCCAACUCAAACUCUGCCAAAUAAUUGACACAACUAUUUGUCGUAAGUGCACGUGCGCAUGGGUUAAGUUGGCAACCCUGGCUGCUCCCGCUCCCGCCGUGCAUAAACAGUCUCAUUUGACUCAAUGUAGCUGAAAACCGCUCUAUCCCAAGCAACCGCUGCGAUUUCUAACUACACAACGGUCGAAUUAGAAACCGCAUCGGGAGGUCAACCGCUACCGCUAUCGCUCUUCGUGCAUAAACAGCCCCAUUUAACUCAAUGGUGUUGAAAAUCGCUCCCGCUCUUGGUGCAUAAACGGGGCCUAAAGGAGCAGACAUUGUCGGUGCAAACGGAUAGCUUGAAGCUUUCAUCGACAUUCCUUUGUUUUGCUUCUGUUUUAAUCUUGUCAAAUGAACUGUGAUUUUUCAAAAACAAUGUGGGAGCCUACUUAAUAUUAAUAAUAGGCAUAAAUGGUUAAAUAUACAACAAAUUUCAACACAUUAGACUAAAAAAAAACACAAUUUAUAAAGUUUUUUAGGUAUUUUUCUUGGACAAUGAGGUUAUGUUAGUGGAAGCCUAUUGUGUUGGCGGCGCGGUCGCACCAAGCGAGGAGUCGGACCAUAUGAGGUCGGAUUAGCGAGGUUCUACUGUACAAUAACACAAUCGUAAUAGACAAAAUCAUUGAAUCACUCACUAAACAUCUGCUUGUUUGCAUUUGCAAAACUAAAAAUAAGCUGGAAGUAGUUUUUCACCACACUAUGAUGUUUUUUAACUGUUUUACAUACGUUAAUUGGUGGCCGAAAUUACGUUUUGCUGGCCAUUCCAGGUGUCGUCAUCAUUUGGGGACCAAGCAGGUUUUUACAUCACUAGCCACAAAAUCAGCUGCCCGCUUAUUUCUUAAAACAUGAAAGCAUAUUAAAUACACAAUCAGUGUCCAUAGCUAUGCAAAUGGAUUGUUUUAUUGUCACCGCUGCCUAGCAACUAUUCAUUAUUUUUUUGCUGAUUCCUCAAAUUAUUUCUUCACAUAACCUUGAAGUUGUAGUUGUGUUGACUAUCAGUGUGCAUUAUUAUUGUGGUGAAUAGUGGUAAUAGGGUAUAGUGUGGUGAAAAAUAGCGUUUGUACCAUGGACCGAAAUGGUUUUGCUGCUCUCGAUCGUUUUAGAAACUAUCACAAGCCGACAAAACCUCAUUUUCGGCCCUCGGUACGAAAUAUACUACUGAGAGCUUAUCUUAGAUGAAAAGUAUUUACGUUUUCUAAAUAAGUUUAUUAAAUCAUGCUGCAAUAUGAUGAAAAAUUUAGUUCAUCACUCGGACAAAAGGUGUCUCACCCUCCGAGCUCAUAGGUCACUUAACGCCCUAGUGAUAAAAUAUACCAUUAUCAUCUGAGAAUUGUAUAUACUACAGCUUUUAUCUUUUACUUGGUUUCUUACCUGUAAAAACUUAUUUAUAAGGAACAAUUAACAUUAAUAAAAAAGUAUAUUUAGGCCCGCACCACACUAUCCCGUUUCCCUGGUCCGGUCAAAUGGGACCCGUUUGGCGGGAUGAUUUGAACUCAUGGGUUUUACUUUGAGCGGUCACAUUGUUGCGGUUGCGGCGCAAUGACGGGAUCCACUGUAUGGUACUCCGUCGUAGCAGGACAACCGGAUAAAAGGCGAAAUACAUGCAGUUAAAUGAGAGCAGCCACACUAUCCGAUUGAGCACAUGGACAAGUCUAUUGAAUGUGUCCACGAUCAACCUGCUUUUUGGGAUAAACGCCUUUAAGAGUUCUCUGAAAGGAAAGGAAUGAACGAGAGAAAUGUUGAUCUUAGAAUUAAUAAAUUGUGUGCUAAUUUUUGUUAAAUGUGGCCUCAAAAUCUCCUGCAGCUCAACAAAAGACGUGAUGAACAUUCUAUAAUAAUUAAAAAACUUGCAAGGAUAUUGCCUUAUACUUUCUUAAACUGUUCAUCUCUAUAAAAUAUAGGUCCCUUAGUUGCCAUUAGCUGUAUGGGCUAUUAAUUAACAGCUGUGGCUAAGGAAUGUCGGCCUUAGUCACUAACAAGACUACAAGAUCGUGCCACUCAUCCUUCACUCAAACAUUCAUACUUGGCUUAAAAUACCUACUUUGUAUGGUCGCCAUUUCAUUGAACAGUAUAAGAGUAUGAUUUUCGCAAUGAAAAGGGUGUACCCAAUAACGCCUACAAAAAGGUUUUCGCAACAAACCACUUGCUUCAAGCACAGAGCACAUACAAAUUUAUCCUUGGACAACAUUGUAAUGUUGUCACCAUCAACAGUGCACUGCAUGUGAUGCUCGGCACUCUUUCAUUCGACGUUUGCUCGUUGCGGUAGAACAGGACAAGUGUGACAGGGCAAUGGCAAUGCAGUAAAAAUGCAUCCCGCUUUAAGCCGCAUCCAGCCAAACGGGAUAGUGAGGUGCCGGCCUUAUUGUUAAACUAUUUAGAUUAAGUAUUUUAUAUCACACUUAAAUUUAGUUUACGUAAAUGCCUUACAAACUGAUUUCACUGUGUGACAUUGGUAGAAAUGUGCAUAUAUUCUAAGGAUCCUUUAUAUCAUAAAUCAGUUUUAUUUUAAUGGGAGAUGGACAAAAUAGCUUUCCAGUUCAAAAAUUAGUGAUACCACACAAUGUUUUGGGUCCAAAUCUUUUAUGUGUUUGUCAUAUUAUAAUUGCAGGUUAGUUUAAAAACUGCCAAUGGAAAAUUGUUCAAAAUUUUCAUUUGGGCCUCAAAAUAGUUAGACUUUUCUUGAUAUCAGGAUUUUGAUAUCUCAUACAAAUGUCUGCAAAUGUCUGAAAAACAUGUUCAUGUCUAGAAUGCAUAAUCUGAAAUUAUCUAAAGAAAUUGGACUAAUUUGCAUUAUUUUUAAUAGUUUGGGGGAGUUUUGUUGAUUCCAAAAUCUUUAAUCAAUUUUAAUACACUUUAUACCACAACAGGGAGAAAAUGAAAAGUAAUAAUUCAGACAUGUUUUAAUAAUGCAUUAUAACUCUUGUUAGGGUGGUCCACUAUUUUUCUCAUUAGUUACCAUUUGUUCUUGCCAGUUAAUUUUUUAAAUAGGCUACCUAAUAAUGAUAUUUUUAUUGAUACUGUAGCUUGUUUAAUGGUUUGAUAUCAGAUAUCCACUAGUUUGUUACUGCACUUGUGUUUAAUAUUUAAAUUUAGGUUAACUUACAGGAAAAUUGGGUCUAACUAAUAAGUUUGACUAAUGUUGUUAUAUUAGAUUUGAAUUAUUGUUGUAGAAAUCAUUCCUCAGUUAAAGUUAUUUAUCAUUGUUUUAUUUACAAUUAAGAACUUUAUGUAAUGUUAUAGUGGUUUGAACAUAUUUAUUUUAUAGUUUUAUAUAUAUGAGGCCUAUUGUAUAGCCAUUAGCCAAUAAGAGUGUACCAUAUUAUAGUAGAACCUCGCUAAUUUGAACCUUGAUAAUUCAAAAACUUCUAUAGUUAGAAAUGUUUGCCUGUUCCCCUCAGAAAACCUCUAAAAUUCAAAUAAUAAUAUACCAAUGAUUCAAAGUGAUUUCACGCUUAAUGCAGUCUACAUUUCAAAUUUUGUUGCCGUAAUUUAAACUGUUACCUCCAAAAUGUGAAGUCAACCUCUACAAUUCAAACUGUGUUACCGUAAGCCUCUGUAAUUUGAAUUCAGGACAAAACAAUUUGCCUGUUGAAAUAUGAACUGACACUCUCAUUGAUGUUCCCACAAUGUGUCCAUUAGUCUUCGUUCUCUCAAACUCUCUACACUUAAAACUGGGACCUCCAUGAUUUGAAUUUUAUUUAUUUUGACUUUUUAUAAAUCAAACUCACUAUAUUUCAAACUUCCCGUAGUUCGAAAUAUAUUGCCUUUCCUCUGAAAUUCGAAUUAGGAAGGUUCUACUGUACUUACUAUCAAAAUGUGAAAAAGACAAACUUAUUUAUAAAUUAGAUUCUUUUUUUAAAAGGUUCUAGAAGAAAUGUUUCCAUGACGUAGAAUUUCAGAUAACUUACCGAUCUAUAAGUAAAUGUACAUACAAUUUUAUAAAGAUUUUUAUUACAAAUAUAUUUGUA